Molecule: messenger RNA, 1527 nt
Organism: Fusarium tjaetaba
Lineage: Eukaryota; Fungi; Ascomycota; Sordariomycetes; Hypocreales; Nectriaceae
Exons: 2
Coding region: 1-1527 (508 amino acids)
Biological process (GO): protein polyubiquitination
Molecular function (GO): ubiquitin protein ligase activity; metal ion binding
Source: RefSeq, a predicted model, not a curated record
AUGGGCAACAUUUUCGAGCGUCCUGCUGCCCCCGAAGAUGAAUUUCCGCGGCUCUUCCAUCAACUACGCCUCGAAGAUCACGAGACUCAAACGCUAGCCAACGCACUUCGAGAACAAAACCGUCGGCGGAGGCGCCCGGAGCAUCGCGUCAGACCGCCUUGUAGAUUCUACACCCAGGGUUUCUGUAUUCACGGUGAAAACUGUCGCUUUGCUCAUGAUGGACCAGUAGCCCGGACCCGACGACCAGACCGUCGUCAGAGAGAACCUUGCAGGUACUACGCUCAGGGCAGAUGCACUCUCGGCGAGGCCUGUCGCUUUUCUCAUGAAGGGCCUGGUCCUGUUCGGGAACCAUGUCGCUUCUUCGCCAAAGGAUUCUGUAAGAGAGGAGCUACCUGCAGGUAUGCUCACGAUCAGCCCAAUACCGAGUGGAUGGAGGAGCCCAAGCAUACCGAACAGUGGACUCGUGAGAUAGGAGGUGCUUGGGUCGAAUUUGGAGAUGGAGCGGCUGUCACCAACGUCACUCUUCUCUCAGACUUUUCCGCUAUUCAAAUGCGCCAUCUGCCCCCGGGAUCGUCGGCGCGAUCGGUGCAAGAACUGUUGGCGGAUGUAGGCAUUAGCGUAUCCAUAAGCGACAUCAAUUUCAUCAAGCUGGUGAAGAAUCGAAAUGGGAUGGCCAUUGUCAGAGUCAAAGACCCAGAGUUUGCAAAGUCCGCCUGCUGGAAACUUCGCACCUGUAUUCAAGCACCUGACUUGGAAGUCACCCACAUCCCCGUUCCUUUACCAGAUGGAUCAUCGUUUGGUCUUGUCGACAGCAGAAAUGUCCGCUGCUCAUGGCACAGACCGACAAGAAACGCCACUCUUUCGUUCAGGAACCCAGCAGAAGCAUUCGAGUCGUACUACAAGCUCAAAAACCAGCAACUCAAAAUCGCUGGCUUGCCAGUCACAGCUAAAAUUCCCGCCGCAGCGGAUGCUACAGAAAAGGAUGGGCCGUGGCACAUGGAGUUGGAAGGUUUGGUGGCUACUAUCCCUCCGGAGGAUAUCAUCAACACCUUUCCUUCAUCUGGAGCACCCUAUGAAGUUGAGAUGGGUGAUCCAAGUUACGAGACAGACUCGGAUAUUGACUCGACUAUCAUAAAAUCCUUGCUCUACGAUGUAGGAGCCUUGGAACAAUGGGAAGUGUUUGGGAGUCCCACAACGAGAAGGGUCAAGGCACAAGCGCGGUUCAUCGAGGAAUCCGAAGCCCUAGAUGCCGUCGCGCAGCUGAACGAGACUUGGCUGCCGUUCAACCCAUCAGGAAAACUCUACCUUCAGCACGUGCAUCUGGUCAAGUUUAGGCUUUCGAGUCGUGUUUAUGCCGUUGUUGACGACAGCAUCGAAUCGCUGCGAAAAGACUGGGAACGGCAAUUCGUUAAUUUUUCCUCGAUUCCUGAGAUUGGCUACUGGGUUCUGAAGCUCGAGAGCCAGGAUCGCGAACCCUUUACGCAAGCAAAAGAGGCCCUUGAAAAAUCACCAAUGGAACAACAAUGA